AAAUGACUUUCUUGUGUUUCAGCUUCUUCUGUCAAUAUUUUUUUUCAAGAGCACUUUAAUAUUCACCCUAGCUGAAAUAGAUGCUCACAGAUUAUUAUUUCUACACAUUCAACAAUAUAAUUUUGAGUAUCUUGUCUUUGUCCUUUUGGUACAACACUUGACGUCUCCUCGCAUUGAGUCUAAUAUUUUUUCCACUAGGAACCAGUGAACCAUAGUGAAUGAGGCAGAAAAUGUGGCCGGGGCUCAAAUCGUCUUUGUAUUAAGCAGGCUUGCUGAUGUCUCAAUCAGAAAACAGUUACAUCAGUUUGGACAGACCAAUGCUGCUACUCUUCCAAAUUAUUGUGGCUUUCUUGAAAACCUACAAAGGAAACUUAGAUUCUUCAGGCAAAUUUUGGCUGGUAGAGAUUCUGGAUAACAGAUAAAACGAUUUGACCACCAUGAGUUGGAGUUUCUUGACUCGUCUGUUAGAGGAAAUCCACAAUCAUUCAACAUUUGUUGGCAAAAUCUGGCUGACGGUUUUGAUUGUCUUCCGGAUUGUCCUUACUGCUGUGGGAGGGGAAUCCAUCUAUUAUGAUGAACAAAGCAAGUUUGUGUGCAACACGGAACAACCAGGAUGUGAGAAUGUUUGCUAUGAUGCUUUUGCUCCCCUUUCGCAUGUGAGAUUUUGGGUGUUUCAGAUCAUUCUUGUCGCCACUCCAUCGGUGAUGUAUUUAGGCUAUGCCAUUCAUAAAAUUGCCAGAAUGGUGGAACAUAACGAACCUGACAAAAGAACCAGGAGCAAAACCUUUUCAAUGCGCUGGAAACAACACCGUGGCUUGGAGGAGACAGAGGAUGACCACGAAGAAGAUCCAAUGAUGUACCCAGAAAUAGAGCUAGAAAGUGAGCGGGAGAACAAGGAGCAGCCAGCCCUCACUAAAGCAAAACACGAUGGCAGGCGGCGAAUUCGAGAGGAUGGGCUCAUGAAAAUCUAUGUGCUGCAGCUGCUGUCUAGGACUAUGUUCGAAGUUGGCUUUCUUGUUGGUCAAUAUUUUUUGUAUGGGUUCGAAGUCAGCCCCACAUUUGUGUGUAGCAGGAAACCAUGCCCACACAAGAUAGAUUGUUUCAUUUCAAGGCCUACUGAAAAGACCAUUUUCCUUUUAAUAAUGUAUGGGGUAAGCUGCCUUUGUUUACUUUUGAAUGUCUGGGAGAUGCUCCAUUUGGGAUUUGGUACAAUCCGAGACACCUUAAACAGUAAAAGAAAAGAGCUGGAAGACUCUGGUACUUAUAACUACCCUUUUACUUGGAAUACUCCGUCUGCUCCUCCUGGCUAUAACAUUGCAGUCAAGCCAGAUCAAAUCCAGUAUACUGAAUUAUCCAAUGCCAAAAUGGCCUACAAGCAAAAUAAGGCUAAUAUCGCUCAGGAACAGCAGUACGGGAGCAACGAAGAAAACAUUCCGGCCGACCUAGAAAACCUGCAGAGGGAGAUUAAAGUGGCUCAGGAACGUCUGGACCUUGCAAUCCAGGCCUAUAAUAACCAGAACAAUCCCAGCAGUUCCAGAGAGAAGAAAUCCAAAGCAGGCUCAAACAAAAGUAGUGCCAGUAGCAAAUCGGGGGAUGGCAAGACCUCUGUGUGGAUUUAAUGUUCGCUGAACUUGUACUUUUUUUCUUAGUUAAUGAUAACCAGCAAUUCACUGAAUAAUUACUUUCAUUAAGUAAACAUUUGACUCUGUUUAUCUUCAGGGAUACUGUCGGCUAGCGAUCCAAGCUCUCCAAAAGUUUAUGCACAUGCCCUAGAGUUACAGAAUUUUAUUCUUGUGUCUUCCAGGUCAGGAGAAGAACAGGUAUAUUUAAAUCAUUCUUGUUGAACGGUUUACACUGUAUGUACAGUAUUAUGGUGCAUUUAUUAUGCACAAUUUUUUGUAUUUGUACGUUGGACCUCUGCGGUUAUACUUUUUAUAUUAAAAAAAAGAAAACAAUACAGAUAGUGCUUAGCAUUUUGCUAGUUCUAUUACUGUGGUCAACAGACUUAUUUUUCUCUUUUUUGUUUUAAAUGUGAAGCUGUCUGUGCUGCAUUUCAGAAGUGCCUUGUACAUGCGCACAAGACAGAGGAUACUUCAGUUACCUAGGGAGCCUAUUUAGUGUUGACUGCUUAUCAGCAGAGCAGUCAAGGGUUUGGAGAAUAUUUAAUGGUGCCACUGGUUACAUCUUUAUACAGUUAUGUGCAGCUCACAAAAUGGAAGUGUCAUAUACUAACCAGAAGGUGCCAGAAUGUUCCACCCUGUGGUUUAAAUUAUUUAGACAAACAUAUGCAGGUUGGAAGGCAUCAGUUCAAAGCAAGAAUGCCAUACAUAAUUGGGGCAGGCAGGGUUUUGUAAGCUUUAUCCAACAGGGGAAAGAGAAACUUAGAACUACUAUAAAAUGUUCUAAAAAAAAAUAUGGGUAGAAAUUACUGUGUAUUCAAUAAUUCCAUGACAUUUAUGUGAAAUCCAUGAUAAGGUAUUUGUUUCGUAAGGUCUUAUUAUAACACAAAAACCAAUGAGGCUAUAAAUUGUUACAGUAACUUCUGGAUAA
This is a messenger RNA of Malaclemys terrapin pileata, 2550 nucleotides long. It is a transcript of the gene GJC1, whose product is annotated as gap junction protein gamma 1. Gene Ontology annotation, cellular component: connexin complex. Lineage: Eukaryota; Metazoa; Chordata; Testudines; Emydidae. The record is from RefSeq and is a predicted model, not a curated record. Bases 438 to 1619 code for a protein of 393 amino acids. Gene Ontology annotation, biological process: cell communication. The transcript has 4 exons.